Notothenia coriiceps (black rockcod) is the source of this 369-nucleotide messenger RNA. Its product is annotated as palladin-like. The transcript is spliced from 2 exons. The record is from RefSeq and is a predicted model, not a curated record. Bases 40 to 369 code for a protein of 109 amino acids. NCBI's taxonomy places the organism in Eukaryota, Metazoa, Chordata, Actinopteri, Perciformes, Nototheniidae.
UGUCUCUAACCCCUGAUUGGUCCUCUCUCAGCUCGUGAGAUGCACAAAGCCCCCUCCUUCGUGGAGAAGCUCCAGAACACCGUGGUGAGCGAGGGUCACCCGGUGAGGAUGGAGUGCCGAGUCAGCGGGGUGCCGGCCCCCCAGAUCUUCUGGAAGAGGGAGAACGAGUCCAUCACCCACAACACGGACAGAAUCAGCAUGCACCAGGAUAACUGCGGCUACCUGUGUAUGAUCAUCCAGCCGGCGAUGAAGGAGGACGCCGGCUGGUUCACCGUCUCCGCCAAGAACGAGGCGGGAAUCAUAUCGAGCACCGCACGCCUCGACGUGAACAGUGAGACACACACUAUUCAUCAUUUGUUGAUUUGUUGA